Dromiciops gliroides (monito del monte) is the source of this 2777-nucleotide messenger RNA. RefSeq names its product inner membrane mitochondrial protein (gene IMMT). Gene Ontology annotation, cellular component: MICOS complex. Lineage: Eukaryota; Metazoa; Chordata; Mammalia; Microbiotheria; Microbiotheriidae. Gene Ontology annotation, biological process: cristae formation. The transcript has 15 exons. The record is from RefSeq and is a predicted model, not a curated record. Bases 196 to 2436 code for a protein of 746 amino acids.
CCUCGCCUGCCCCUUUCCGACUCUGUCAGUCUGGCGGAGCGGCGGAGGGUUUGCGCUUGCGCAGUUCCUCAGGUUUUCCCCUCUUCUGCGUGCUGCCGGGCUUGGCGCUGAGGGGGCGGCUGGGAAACACGUACGCACGCCCUCCCGUGCUCGCGGCAGCUCGCCCCCACACACGCGUACUGCCGGCCCGAAGAGAUGUUGCGGGUUUAUCAGCUAACGGGCGUGAGCGCCGCCGCCCAGAAUUGCCUCUGCAGAAAAUUUAUACUCCGUCCCUUGAGACCAUGCCGUAGAUAUUCUACAACAAGAAAUUCUGGGCUUUCUGCAGGCAAAAUCGCUGGAGCAAGCCUCUUGUUCAUUGGUGGUGGUAUUGGUGGAACUAUUCUGUAUGCCAAGUGGGACCAACGUUUCCGAGACAGUAUAGAAAAGACCAUCCCUUUUUCUGACAAAGUCUUUGAGAUGGUCCUUGGUUCUUCCCAGGUAGCACCAUUGCCAAAGAAGCCGAUUCAGCCUGGUCCACUAAAAAUUUCUAAUGUAUCAGAAGUAAUGAAAGACUCUAAACUCCAAAAACCUAAGGGAGACACUCCAAGUCCUUCAGCUAAAGCACCUACAGAAGACGAUCUGCCCACCCCAUCUCCUGCUGAUCAGCGUGAAGAUUUUGUCCAAGUACCUCCGCUCGAACUGCUAGAAGGAAAACAAAAACCUUUCAUUUCAGGUAAGGAGAAAUUGGCAUAUGAAACUUCAUCUCCUAAAAAAGAGAGACUCCCAGAAGAGGCUGCGGCUCACCAGGAUACAGAGGAACGGGAGAAAGCGGUCCACUCUCUGGCCAAAAGCUUGGAUGAGUCUCUAAGCCGAGCUGCUCAGAUCACUCUGCAGGCCAUUGACGCUCAGCACAAUGCCGUCCAGGCCAUCAACACUCACUCAAGCAUGCUGAAGAAAGCUAUGGAUGACUCAGAGGUCGAGAAUGGAAAGUCAGUGCAGUGGCGGUCAGUGGAGGAUGCCUUGAAGGAGCGCAGAAAGGCCGUUGAUGAAGCUGCUGAUGCCCUUCUGAAAGCCAAAGAAGAGUUUGAGAAAACGAAGAGUGUCAUUGAGAACUCCAAGAAGAGAACCGGGCUCGUGGGGGGCCAGAAUCACAUAGCUGCUGCAGAAGAGAAUCUUCAGAACAUGAUUGUUGAUGUGGAUAAUAUGGUCAAAAAGGUCCAGGCAGCUCAGUCUGAAGCCAAAGUUGUCACUCAGUACCAUGAACUGGUGGCCCAAGCCCGGGAUGACUUUCAAAGGGAAUUGAAUAGCAUCACCCCAGACGUGCUUCCUGGUUGGAAGGGGCUCAAGAUCUCAGACUUAGCUGAGCAGCUGUCCACCGAUGAUCUCAACUCCCUCAUUGCACAUGCUCAUCGCCGUAUCGACCAGCUAAACAGAGAGCUGGCCGAGCAGAAAGUCCGAGAACAGCAGCACAUCGAGGCCGCCCUGGACAAGCGGAAGGUGGAGGAUGAGAAGACAUUUGAAUCAGCGGUGGCCAAAGCGCUGGAGCAUCACCGGAGUGAGAUACAGCUGGAGCAGGACCGAAGAGUUGAAGAAGUCCGAGAUAUGAUGGAAACGGAGAUGAGGACCCAGCUCCGCCGACAGGCCGCUGCCCACACUGACCACCUGAGGGACGUCCUCCGCAUCCAGGAGCAAGAGCUCAAAUACGAAUACGAGCAGGGUUUAUCUGAGAAGCUGGCAGAGCAGGAGCUGCAGUUCAAGCGCCUCAGUCAGGAGCAAGUGGACAACUUCACUCUGGACAUCAACACAGCUUACGCCCGGCUGCGGGGGAUCGAGCAGGCCGUCCAAAGUCACGUGUUGGCUGAGGAGGAGGCCCGCAAGGCCCACCAACUCUGGCUUUCGGUGGAGGCCCUAAAGUACAGCCUGAAGACAGCCUCGGCGGACGGCCCCACGAUCCCCCUGGGCACGGCGGUGGAGGCCAUCCGUGUCAACUGUUCCGACAACGAGUUUGCCCAGGCCCUGAUGGCCGCCAUCCCCGCCGAGUCCCUGACGCGUGGCAUCUACAGCGAGGACGCCCUGAGGGCCCGCUUCCAGCACGUGCAGAAGCUGGCACGUAGGGUGGCCAUGAUCGACGAGACCCGCAACAGCCUGUACCAGUACUUCCUCUCCUACGUGCAGUCCCUGCUCAUCUUCCAGCCGCAGCAGCUCCAGCCCCCAGCCAAGCUGGUCCCCGAAGACCUGGACACAUUCACGCUGCUGUCCUACGCCUCGUACAGCAUCGAGCACGGCGACCUCGAGCUGGCUGCCAAGUUCGUCAACCAGCUGAAAGGGGAGUCGCGCCGGGUGGCCCAGGACUGGCUGAACGAAGCGCGCGUGACCCUAGAAACAAGGCAGGUGGUGGACAUCUUGACCGCCUACGCCAGCGCCGUUGGCAUCGGCACCACCCAGGUGCAGCAGUGAGGGUGUGAGGCCCGGGCACGCGCUCCUGGGCACGUCACCCCGCAUCCAAAGGAAUCCGCCACCAUCUGUUUGGGAGGAUUUGCAGCCAGGUUCCUUGGAGCGGGGCGAGGACCCUCGCACCCCUGGGGCUCUGUCCUGUCACCCGCUGCCUCUUGCAGCCUCCCUGUUUCCAAUCACUAUCAUGUCAGCCAACUCCAGGCACUCUCUUCACACCUCCUGUAACAUUGGCCGUUUUCGGGUUUUACUGAUGGGGCUUUUGAUCCAAUCAAGAUAAUGUUUGUGAUCCCGACCACUAUUGAUUUGGCCACUUGGAGCAAACUGAAUAAAACACAGUGAAAACA